CAGGUACAUCCUGCAGCCAUGUUGUCAGAGGAUGCGGUGGACAAGCCUCGGCUUGGCCCUCCCGGGGUGAACUCCCGUUCUGUGAGCGCCGCACACUCUGCCGCUGAUCUUGAGGUACUGAGAGAGAUAGAGAAUGUAUACUUCUCUAGCCCUACCGAGUUCGACGCGGCGCGCUACGCGCUGGAGCACGCGCCCGCGCCGCCCACCACCGCCGCCAUCGAGCAGAUGUUUGACAAGCUGAAACGGCAGCAACAGGUGGUGUCCAGUAAAGCCCUGCAUCUCAUACAGCAACAGAGAGACAACUGCGAUCGCGAAUUUGCGGAGAUCCAGAACAUUCGAGUGGAACUCGACAAGACACUAGCAACCUGCCGAGAAGCCAGGGAACACCUUAAGACAGCUUCAGACAGCCUCACAGUACAUCCUUUUGUUAUAUUAGCUAAUUAUAGAAAACGACAAAUAAUUAAAACUGUUCUCAAAUAUUUAGAGCUACUUAAAGACUUGCGGAGCGUCGAGAAAGACGCAACCGAUUUACUUAACGCGAAAGAAUAUGAAGCAGCAAUAGAUCUUAUACUUAAAAGUUUGAAAUCGGCUGCAGCGCACAAAGAAUUCACUUGUAUAGCGGAACUGUCUAAUAGAUUACAAGACACGCUUGAAAUGACAGAAGAAAGACUGGAUUCAGUGCUUGCGAGCAUCUGUUACAAUUUUGAUGACACGGUAUUCAAAAAACUUCGCAACGCGUACAACCUAUUGGGAAAGACCCAAGCGGCUAUGGAACAGCUGCAUAUGCAUUAUUCGUCGGCUGUUAAUGAGACAUCGGUAGAUGCUGUUAAGCAGUUCCUAAAUGAAGUGUCCCUAGAAAUGAAAUUUCAAGAUAUGUGUCAAGCAGUCCCUGCAAGCAAAGCCCCCAUUUGUCUUCUAAACUUGUGCGAAAAUCUCUUCCUCAUCAUGAAAAGCUACUAUUUACUCGUUGAAUGGCAUUUGAAGAAUGAUGAAGAUGUAAGUCCUGGUACCAGCAGUGUUUUCGAAAUAGAAAAGAAUGUCAGUCGAGAAUACAUUCGUCAGAAAUUAAAAGCCGGUUUGAUACGAAUCUGGAACGACGUUCAAGGAAAAGUUUCCACGUUCCUCAAAAGUUCUGGCCUCGAGGAGUUUCCUUUUGAAAAGUUCAUUCAAAUGCUGGGAAUUUUGAGGAAACUCACACAGAUAGCGGAAAUAUUCUGCGGUGAUACUUCGGACCUCUUGCAAGACUUUAUUAAGUCACAGAGUGUAUCGUACAUCAAAAACUAUCAUAGAGGCAGAAUGGAGGAGCUUAAACUCUUUCUAGAAAAUGAAGGCUGGGAGCAAUGUCCAGUUAAACCUAGCUUCACGUUGCUAAACCUUCAAGAAUUCCGUCAGUUCAAGAAAUAUAUUACACCAACGCGAUCUGAUGUUUCCAUAAUUACAUCCAAACACUCCCAAUCCGAUGGAACAUCAUCAGUCCAUUCGCAAGAAGACAGCGUUUACAUAAAGAAAUAUUUCAAAGCUAAAACCCAGCAUACUCCUUUUGAAAUGUUCCGAAAUGAGAAUAUAACAAAUGAUGAUAUUUUCGGUCUCGAACCCGACUCCAAUCCAUCUGAUGAUUCUGACGAUGAACCUGAGGAAUUAAGACGGGAUUAUGUCGAAGAAACGGAGCAAGGUGACCUGCCUAAAGUCAACAGUCCUUCCAAAGUUAAAGACAGUGUUAUAGUCACUAACACUACUCUGUCCGUGCUCAGAAACUGCGGGCAGUAUCUGCAAAUCUGCCGAUAUCUCCCCCAAAUAUCGCUAGAGGUGGUCAUGCUUAUGAAUCAACUUUUCGACUACUACUUUUACACCGUCCAUCUUUUCUUCACGGCAGAUCAAGAGGUGUCUUCAAAUACUUUGUACACUUCAAAGUUGAAUGCCAUUUUGAAGCGAAUCAAAAACAAUAUUGAUACCACUGGCAGCGUUCCUGAUGUUGAGUCAAAAACGUUUAUUUGCCCUGAAAUUCCUAACCAUUUAGACAUGAAAUCUGAAGAUACGCUACACGGACUAAGCGAAAGAAUAGUCGCAGUCGAAAGCGUGAUAUUUUUGGCAAAACAAUUUGACCUUUUGCAGCCGUAUCUAGAGUCUAUAGUUGCAGCUCAUCAGAAGAUGAUCUUGGAGCAUUUCAGAGACAACACUUUGAUGGUGGCUGUCGAUUUAAGAAUGCCUGUUUAUAUGUGCUCUGCGUCUAAAUCAGUUGAUGCUAGAGCGGUGCUUAUAGCCAUGUCUCAAGUGCGUUGGGAGGUGAAAAACGUAGCUGAAGAACAUAGUGCUUACGUCGACACAAUCGUAAGGAGGUUACAAUAUUUCGCGUUGCGUUUAGAAAACAUAUCCGCAAAAGUGACUUUGAACAUCGAAGUGGUUCGAGCGAUUUGGUCUAUGGUUUCGAAAUUCGUCGUGCAUUUGCUUGUGGAAGGGUUUUCGAACGCAAACAAAUGUUCUAACGGCGGCCGCGGAUUGAUGCAGUUAGAUUAUAGACAGUUAUUUGUGAAGUUAGAGAAGAUAUCCGGCUUGAAACCGCUGCCCUAUCAGGAGUAUGUAGACAGGUAUGUGAAAGCCUACUAUUUGCCGAGGAAUGAGCUGGAACAGUUUAUUAAAGAGAGGAUGGAAUACUCGAAUAAGCACUUACUGGCGUUGGUCAGUUGUGCGUGCGAAAACAAAAGGGAUCGACAAGAGUUGGUGGCAAUUCUAGAUGGUAGAGAUUCUAGAGAUACUUAAAUAAUUAUACCUAUGCUUUGUAAAAUAUAGAAAGAGUCUCAUGACAUUUGAUUGACAGAUGCUUAUGCCUGGUGGUCA
Messenger RNA from Plutella xylostella (diamondback moth), 2835 nucleotides. RefSeq names its product vacuolar protein sorting 50 (gene Vps50). NCBI's taxonomy places the organism in Eukaryota, Metazoa, Arthropoda, Insecta, Lepidoptera, Plutellidae. Gene Ontology annotation, biological process: retrograde transport, endosome to Golgi; endocytic recycling. Gene Ontology annotation, cellular component: EARP complex. The record is from RefSeq and is a predicted model, not a curated record. Gene Ontology annotation, molecular function: SNARE binding.